AUGGAUGAUACUGAACGUCGCACAGCAAAGCGUUCGCGCUUCGAUCAAAAGGAGCCUGAGCCGAAGAGAACCUCAAGGUUCGAUAGACGUUCGCGAUCACCACCUGCGAGAAAGGCAGAUGCAAGACGAAGCAGGUCUCCCCUUGGCCGUCGUUCUUCUCGCAGCCCGGCUCCCGAAUCUGCAAAGAAAGGAGGUGCAGAUCCAGCAGCAGCAGCAGCUGCCGCUGCUGCAAAAAUCAAUGCACAAAUCCAAGCUAAGAAAGGUAUUCAACAUGCCGAUGUGCCACCUAUUCGCGCAGCCGAAAGCCCAGUCGGAAAGUCAGCAUCUCCAGGAGCCGGAGCAGGUAACAGCGCAAGCAAUAUAAAUGGUGAGAUGUAUAUCGCAGAUGGCGAUUAUAUCAAAGACAUUGAAGUCAACGAUUUGCGAAACCGUUAUACACUGACUAAAGGCUCUACUCAAAAGAUGAUUAAGGAAGAAACCGGCGCUGAUGUCACCACGCGAGGAAAUUACUACCCGGAUAAAAGCAUGGCUACGGCUGCUAAUCCCCCAUUGUAUCUCCAUGUUACAAGUCAAACAAAGCGAGGCCUUGAGCAAGCCGUUCAAAAGAUUGAAGAACUAAUGAAGCAGGAGCUCCCUAACUUGGUUGACGAACGUCGGUUCCGUAGACGCGAGCCUGAGCAAGUUGAGAGAGACGAAUUUGGCAGACGCAAAUGGCCCGAGGAGAAGAUUCCCAUUGAUUUUGAACCUAUUCAAGGCUUUAACCUCCGUGCUCAAGUUGUUGGCCACGGUGGAGCUUACGUAAAGCACAUUCAACAGGAAACUAGAUGUCGUGUUCAAAUCAAGGGACGUGGUUCUGGUUUCAUGGAACAUGGCACCGGUCGUGAGAGUGAUGAAGAUAUGUAUCUUCACGUCGCUGGCCCAGAUCCGAAUGAGGUACAAAAAGCCAAAGAGCUCUGUGAGGAUCUUCUCAAGAAUGUUCGAGAGCAAUAUGAAGAGUUCAAGGCUCGCCCACCUCAACAACGUGGUUAUGGCGGUCAAACCGGCUAUUCAGGAGAGCGAGGCUACGGAGAUCGCGCCCCAGACAGGUCUAACUCGUACGGUGGUGGUGGUGGAUACAAUAACUACAACAAAUCACCAGCUCCCAACACUCCUAACGCGGCCAGUCCUUCAACCCCUGCAGACUAUGGAGCCCAAGCUGCUCAAUACUAUGGUUCAAAUGCUGAUCCUUAUGCUCAAUACGGUGGGUAUGAGGCAUAUGUUCAAUAUUAUCAACAGUACAUGGCAGCUAUGACUCAAUAUCAACAGCAACAACAAGGUGCUCCAGGCUCAGGUCCUCCACUACCUCCUAACGAGGCGCCCCCACCUCCACCACCCGGUGGAUCGGCUCCUCCCCCACCAUCAGGUCCACCACCAGGAAGUAAUAAUGGCUACAGUGCCGUUCCACCUCCACCUGGUUUUUAA
Molecule: messenger RNA, 1461 nt
Organism: Botrytis byssoidea
Lineage: Eukaryota; Fungi; Ascomycota; Leotiomycetes; Helotiales; Sclerotiniaceae
Exons: 8
Coding region: 1-1461 (486 amino acids)
Cellular component (GO): nucleus
Molecular function (GO): RNA binding
Source: RefSeq, a predicted model, not a curated record